AUGAGCUCCCGUCUCUUGAACAAAGUGAGCAUUGUGACUGGAUCAUCCUCGGGUUUAGGCCGGGCCAUUGCACUCCGGUUUGCCCGUGAGGGUGCAAAGGUUGUCUGCUCAGAUCUCAGACAAUCUUCUCGACUUGAAAUCGAGCAAGAGAUUACCCAUGAGUUGAUCAAGAAAGAUGGAGGACAGGCAAUCUUCGUCAAGGCCGACGUUGGGGUUGCUAGGGAGAUAGAGCUCCUCGUCAAGGCGGCGGUGGACGAGUACGGGAGACUAGACAUAAUGGUCAACAAUGCCGGCGUUGCUUUGGAAGCUCUUCGUCCUCCAGCAAUGUGCCACCAGACUGAUAUAAGUAUUUGGGACACCACUCUGAACAUCAACGCCAGGUCGGUAUUUCUGGGCUGCAAAUAUGCGAUCACGCAAAUGCUCAACCAGGAGCCCCACGAGUCUGGAGACCGGGGUUGGAUCGUCAACAUGUCGUCUAUUAUGGCCUUGAUUGCGGGACCAGGAAGUCCAUCAUACUGCGCUUCGAAAGGUGCAGUGAGCAGUCUGACUCGGCAGGUGGCUCUUGACUAUGCUCAGCAUAAAAUCCACGUCAAUGCAAUCUGUCCAGGAUACACCCAAACAGCUAUUUUUAAAGACACGACAGCCAACAGAACAUCCAUCGAAGAUUUGCAGCGAAAGCACCCCUUCAAUGGACCCGGAAAACCAGACGACAUCGCCAAAAUGGCUGUGGUUCUGACUAGCGAUGACGCAUCCUGGGUCACCGGGGUAUCCUGGCCUGUUGAUGGAGGCUACACGGCACGCUAA
Penicillium argentinense is the source of this 804-nucleotide messenger RNA. Its product is annotated as SDR family NAD(P)-dependent oxidoreductase. Gene Ontology annotation, molecular function: oxidoreductase activity, acting on the CH-OH group of donors, NAD or NADP as acceptor. The transcript has 4 exons. Bases 1 to 804 code for a protein of 267 amino acids. NCBI's taxonomy places the organism in Eukaryota, Fungi, Ascomycota, Eurotiomycetes, Eurotiales, Aspergillaceae. The record is from RefSeq and is a predicted model, not a curated record.